UGAAAUGAUGAAUUGAAAAUUUAACGAUAAAAGAAAUUGUUGUGUUUGCAAUUUGUUGUGUUUGUUGUUGCCCGGUUUUUGGACAUUUCUUAUUUUUAGUGUUCCGUCUUUGAGCUGUGCUUUAACAAAGUAUAUAAAAGUAAAACGAACAUUUUCUAUCAAAACUUGAAGUUUUGACCAAAAAGAAAACAACAAAAUUCUACGCCAUGUACGAAAGCUAUAAUUUUCUAAAUUCACUUUUUCGCGCCACAAUCAUUCCUGGACUAUUUGUUAUAGUUUGGCUAACUGGGUUAAUAUCUUUAGUGACCGUACAAAUAUGCCUAUUGGCAUUCUCAUUAGUAUUCAUAGUAUUUCCACUGGUAUUUCGAUAUUCAGUAACGCUACAAAGAGGCAUACUAUUUUUAACAUUCAUAACAUAUCCCAGAGAUCUCGAUUUAAGUAAUCCAGCAAGUGUGGGCCUCUAUGCCACACGGAGUUUUCAUCUAAAUGUACCCGAUGCAGAUGUGGAGGAAGAUGAUGCGGAAAAUAAACGUUAUGUACGGAUUGGCUUGUGGCAUGUUUUGCCAAAGCAUGUGGCCAAACGAUUUAGCAAGGAAUUGCAGCUGAGUGAGGAAGCCCAAGAAGAUCUGCAAAACAUCACCGAGGUGUCCGAUGAAAAUCUGGAUAAACUGGAGGGUGCCAUAAAAACAUCAUUCCCCGUGGUAAAUCCCGAAAAUCAACAGCUUUUCUAUGAACGCCUGCUAAAGGUUCCAGGAAAUACAAUUGUCUUGUAUCUACAUGGCAAUACAGCAUCGCGAGGAUCGGGUCAUCGUUUGGAUGUUUAUAAGCUACUGCGAAAGUUGGGUUACCAUGUCAUAUCAUUCGAUUAUCGAGGCUAUGGCGAUUCAGAUCCCAUUUCACCCACAGAAGAGGGUGUUGUGCGCGAUGCAAUGGCCGUGUAUAAUUAUAUACGUAAUUUAACCUCAAAUCCGGUAUUCAUAUGGGGUCAUUCGCUGGGCACUGGAGUUGCAACAAAUAUGCUAUCACAGCUGAAUUAUCUAAACGAUAAGGGUAUAAAGGGUGUGAUAUUGGAGGCGCCAUUUACAAAUAUUAAGGAUGAAAUUCGCAUGCAUCCAUUUGCCAGGCCCUUCAAACAUCUGCCAUGGUUCGAUCACACCAUUGCCCGGCCAAUGUAUUUGAAUUCACUGCGCUUUGAAUCGGAUCAACACAUCAGUGAAUUCCGUCAACCCAUCAUGAUAUUGCAUGCCGAAGAUGAUUAUGUUGUGCCAUUUCAACUGGGCUACAAGCUGUAUCGCAUUGCAUUGGAUACGCGUGGCAAAUCUUGGGGACCCGUGGAAUUUCAUCGUUUUGAAGGUUCACGGAAAUAUGGCCAUAAAUAUAUUUGCUAUGCCCCGGAAUUACCCGAUCUUAUUCAGAAAUUUAUCAAUAACUACUACAAAGAUAUUUUCUAAAUUAUAUGGCAUUGCAAAAAUAGGGAUCUCAGCUGGCGCUGUUGCAGCACUGCUGCCGUUAAAUAAAUUUUGUUAAAAAAAAAAAAAAAAAAAAAAAAAAAACACUGCGACUAAAACAUAGAUUAAGUGUGCUUUUAAAACGUAUUUAUUAGGAAGCAAGGAAGAAUGAAAAAAACCACAAAUUUGUAGCUUUGAAAUGUUUGUACUCCCUCCACAACCUUAGUGAUCCUAAAGAAGAAAGAAACCUGAAUUGUCAUUUUAGUACCCCUACAUAGCACCCUCAUUAAUCCAAAAAUGUUUGUACUGUCCACAAUUUUAGUGACCCUUAAGAAGAAAAAACCUGAAUUAUCAUUUUAGUACCCCUACCUAGCACCCUCACUAAUCCAAAAAUUCCCUCCAUGACCUAUCAUAUGUAGUAUUCCAAAAUUUCCCCCCACCAUUGUGAUCUGUAUUCACUGAAUACUGUGUAGCAGUGUACAAGGAUUAUAAUCUAUUGUAGGUUUGCUUUUUUUCAUUGCAUAUUAUUUGAGCCGUGAUUUCAAUAUUUUUUAAGUCAUAGUAUUAAACAUAAUUUUAUUUUAAAAUUAUUCAAUCUGCAAGUGAGUUAGAUUCUACUAAAAUACAUAUAUAUGUAAGUUACUAUCGAGUAAUGUAUAACACAAUGAUGAAAUGAAAUAAAUGUUUGUAUUUCUCUAAAAA
Molecule: messenger RNA, 2150 nt
Organism: Musca domestica (house fly)
Lineage: Eukaryota; Metazoa; Arthropoda; Insecta; Diptera; Muscidae
Product: lysophosphatidylserine lipase ABHD12
Exons: 6
Coding region: 207-1451 (414 amino acids)
Biological process (GO): monoacylglycerol catabolic process; phosphatidylserine catabolic process
Cellular component (GO): endoplasmic reticulum membrane
Molecular function (GO): phosphatidylcholine lysophospholipase A1 activity; monoacylglycerol lipase activity
Source: RefSeq, a predicted model, not a curated record